This is a messenger RNA of Vicia faba (fava bean), 1239 nucleotides long. The record is from the annotation of a GenBank genome assembly. Lineage: Eukaryota; Viridiplantae; Streptophyta; Magnoliopsida; Fabales; Fabaceae.
AUGGCUGCCAAUGAAGUGCAAGAUGAGCUUAUAAAAGCUCUGUUGACUCUGUGCAAAAGUGAAGGCAGUCUAUGGCGUGCACUUCAGGGUCGUGAAGGAGUUCAACUAUUGAUAUCUCUUCUCGGCCUUUCAUCAGAACAACAGCAAGAAUGUGCAGUUGCAUUGCUUUGCCUUUUAUCUAAUGAAAAUGAUGAAAGUAAAUGGGCAAUUACCGCUGCUGGUGGUAUACCUCCGCUUGUUCAAAUUUUGGAGACAGGAUCUGCAAAAGCAAAGGAAGAUUCCGCUAGAAUCCUUAAGAAUUUGUGCAAUCAUAGUGAAGACAUACGUGCUUGUGUUGAAAGCGCAGAUGUUGUUCCUACAUUGUUGUGGCUAUUGAAAAAUGGAAGUCCUAAUGGGAAGGAUAUUGCAGCAAAGACUAUAAAUCAUUUAAUUCAUAAAUCUGAUACUACGACUAUCAGUCAGCUUAUAGCAUUAUUGACUAGUGAACUUCCUGAUUCUAAGGUAUAUAUUUUGGAUGCUUUGAGAAGUAUGCUUUGUGUUGCUCCUCUUAGCGACAUUUUACGUGAAGGUAGUGCCUCCGGUGAUGCAUUUGACACCGUGAUAAUGUUAUUGAGCUCUAACAAGGAAGAGACUCAGGCAAAAUCUGCUUCAGCUCUGGCUGAAAUUUUCGAAGCAAGGAAAGAUUUGCGUGAAAGUAGCAUUGCUGUCAGAGCUCUUUGUUCAGCCAUGAAGCUGCUCAAUGUUGAAUCCGAAAGUAUCCUAAUGGAGUCCUCAAACUGCCUGGCUUCAAUAUUUCUUUCCAUCAAAGAGAACAAGGAUGUAGCCGCUCUUGCUAGAGAUACAUUAACCACCCUAGUUACUCUAGCUAACUCUUCAGUUUUGGAAGUGGCAGAGAUGGCUAUAGGUGCUUUAGCGAAUCUUAUUUUGGAUACUGAAAUAGCAAAGAAAGUUGUUCUAGAAGAAGUUAUCUUGCCUGCCACCAGAGUAUUACGUGAAGGCACAAAUUCUGGAAAAACUCGUGCUGCAGCUGCUAUCGCUCGCCUCUUACAUUCUCAGAAAGUUGAUAAUGUUGUUACUGAUUGUGUGAAUCGCGCCGGCACUGUUCUUGCAUUAGUUUCCUUUUUGGAUUCUUCUGUCAAUGAAUCUGUUUCCACAUCAGAGGUUCUAGAAAUUUGGCUAUGCAAACGCCCUCUUAAUAUUCUAUAUGUUAUGAUAUUUGGAAACAAUAGGAUUUGGUAA